This is a messenger RNA of Linum trigynum, 1390 nucleotides long. The record is from the annotation of a GenBank genome assembly. NCBI's taxonomy places the organism in Eukaryota, Viridiplantae, Streptophyta, Magnoliopsida, Malpighiales, Linaceae.
GGCUUAUUAUUCGGUGGAAUGGUCGGGUGACAAACUCGAACAUUGGCAUCGACUAUGAAAAUGGCGAAUCCACUAUGCUAAAAAUUGAGUCGAGAUUCUCGUGACAAGAACUCCAUGACAUUUGUGCAGAAAGGACUUGUACGGGCGGGCAAAGGAGAGUUGGUCAAAUUGCCUACCGCUAUCCAAACAUGAGUGCUGGCGGAGUCAUGUACGAAAAAGUUGUCAUAAACGAUGAUGACUCGGUGAACAUGAUGAUACAGUUCCUAUCUGACAACAGGUUGCGGCUUGCAGAGGUGUAUGUCGAGACCGAGCCAGUCGGUGAAACUCAUUCUCACCAGUAUUCUUGUGAUGAUGGUUUUGCAGGAGGGUAUGGCUGGGGUGGUAGUUCAAGUAACUACGAAGGAGGUACUUCUGCAGGAGGGUAUGGCUGGGGUGGUACUUCAAGCAACUACGGAGGAGGUAGUUAUGAAGGAGGUGGUGGUUGGGAAGAAUACCUGCAACCAACUGAGACUGCCGUCAAUAUCGUUCAGCCCGACGGUGAUCAAUGGCCUGCUUGGGGUCCAGAGUGGGCUGACAUUGGGAACAACCUUCGAUCUGGGCGUUCUUCGCAUGACCAACAAGACGAUGUUAGUUAUGCUGGCAACGAUGACCAUCCUGAGUCGAGCUAUCCAUUCGCCUCUAGUGACGAUGAAAGUGAGGAAGAUUUGAGAUCAGUCAGUGAGGAGGAAGAUACAGACGAUAUCGACGAUAUCGAUGACAGAGAGGUGGCGUUCCGUCAGGCACCAACACCUUACUACACAGAGGUUCCUGAUCAAUUUUUAUAUGGUCAGAACGAUGCCCCUGACUAUCGGCCCAUGCCUGUGUAUAAUCCGACUGCUCCUUUGGAAGUGGGUAUGACGUUCACUUCGAAAGCCGAUGUGCAAGAUGCUUUUAGCGAAGAAGCCAUGCGCCGUAACUUCGAAUGGAAGGUAAAAUAUUCUGACACCAAACAAUUGCAUGGCAUAUCAACGGUGAAUUAAUCACCGUCAUUAACCACAGCGAUGAUAGCAUCACUGUUGUUGUCCACAGCGAUGAUGCUAUCACCGUUUUUGUCCAAAACGGUGAUAGCAUCAUCGCUGUGGACAACAACAGUGAUGCUAUCACCGUUUUGGUCAAAAACGGUGAUUUUCAUCACUGUCUUGGUUUGCAGCGGUGAUAACCAAACUGCUGUAUUUUGGAAAAUAUUUUUAUAUGUACUGUAUUUUGGGAUUUUUUUUAGUAAUUAGUGUAUUAUGGGAUUUUUUCCUAAAUAGUUUGACGACAAAAGAUUCAAAAGGGUGUGUUUAGGUUUUCGUGCAGUGGAUUUUGUAGUGGCAGAAAAAACACUGCACAAUAGAUGGUCUAGGACAGU